GACCAACAUUCACGACGAUGUCCGAUUAUGACUUCCGCCCCGGCGGCUCCCUCAAGCUUAAGGGGGGUGUCGCCGAGGGGGGCAUUGUAAAGAAGAAAAAGUCAAAGUCGAAGUCGAAGGCGAAAGACAAGGAGAAGGACAGGAGCAUUGAAGAGGCACGGUUGAAGGAGCUGGAGAAGUUAAUGGAAGAGGAAGAGGAGAAGGCCAAGUCAGCUUCACCAUCCGACAGUGGCAGGAACUCGCCCGCUGUCGGUAGCAGCGAACGAAAGACCGCAGCUGAGAAGAGGUUCGAAGAGGUGCAGCGCAAACGUCUUGCUGAGAAAGUGGCCAGGUUGGCGAAUAAAACCCACAAGGACCGGGUGCACGAGUUCAAUUCGAAACUGGAGGCUCUCAGCGAGCACCACGAUAUUCCGAAGGUCGGUCCUGGUUAAGACCUCCAAGAUGUAUUGUUAUCGUUGCCUGUACUUUGCUCAAUGCUGUAUAUGUUUGCUGGUUGUGGACGUCGUCUUGCCGACUGACCGGCACAAUACAUUCAAUUUUGGGAAUAA
Postia placenta MAD-698-R-SB12 is the source of this 548-nucleotide messenger RNA. RefSeq lists its product as hypothetical. The record is from RefSeq and is a predicted model, not a curated record. The coding region runs from base 18 to 431 and encodes 137 amino acids. Gene Ontology annotation, cellular component: nucleolus. NCBI's taxonomy places the organism in Eukaryota, Fungi, Basidiomycota, Agaricomycetes, Polyporales, Adustoporiaceae. The transcript is spliced from 4 exons.